GUCUCUUUCUCGCAUAACAUUCACCGUCUACCGAAACUACCGUCCAAUGCUAACUUAACUACGGAGUACACUUUCUCCCGUCUCGCAGCCUAGGAACCAUGGGUGCCUUUCCUACUACUAUCACACGAAAUGCAACACAAAGCACAAAGUGCCAGUGUUCCUCUGAACCGCAUCGUCGACUGAUCGAUCUAGAGCUAAGGACCGCCUCUCUUGGAGCUUGGAGAGUGUCCCUAUGUCGCGAUCGGACCGAAACGGAGCAAAGGGAAUGGCCGCGGCGCAGCUAGCGGUAGAGCGGGACCGAAUCCAGAGGGAAGAAGAGGAACGAGCGAGCGAGCGCCGAGCGAGGUGCACCGGGGCCGAAACCGCGCGCUUGCGGUAGAUAGCAGAAGACACGGAUCGAGCUUAUACAUCACCUUCCAAAAAUGGCUAAUAUAUUACCACUUCAGGGAAUGUGUUACGAGGUUAUAAGUUCACCGUUAGCCCGUACUUAGUAGCAUUGACUUGCUUCGAUUCCUUCUUAUGCCUAAGUGAUUCCGCAAGCCCCUUUAUAAUCUACUCCCAGGGACUACUGUAUCAGCCAUAUGGGAGCUUUCGACAAAGGGAGCAACCGCCGCAUCAAUGGCCAUGGCCCGACUAUACUUUCGGAGCCAGUGCAUAGAGACAUCUGGAAAGUGCGUCCUGAUGCAUGGCGUGUGAUUAUUAAGCAUGUUCAAAAUUAGUUGAAACAAAAAAAAUGGCGCUAAAAACGGAUUAAACAGAGGUAUCACAAGAUGCGCAGUUCAGAUAUCCCAUUCUUGAGGCCUCUUACCCCUUGAGGCUGAUACUAAAUCAUCUGGGUGCGAGACACCCCAUUCUUUAUGAAUCCUCGCUCAAAGAUACUGUGGAAACUUGGCCCGGUCUUCACAGAACGCGAGACCUAUGGAGAUGAUGAUAUCUAUGAGACAUAUAUGACAGAGACAUGUGGUACAUGCGUCGCAACUCAGGUUGAGCCCAACCCCGGAGUUCAGGGCAUUGCAAAGAUAAGAAUGCAGAUCCCUGAUGAUCCUGGGAACCCUUCAUCAACCAAGCCUAAACAUAGCAGCCGUCGCGUUGGAUUUGAGUUUUAUAAUCAUGACACACUCACCAAACUUGGUUGCACUUGUAUUCCAAAGCUACUAGACUAUGCAUCUCUAAUUCAAAAAGAGAAGGAUCCUGUUCCAGGUGGCUUCCUUUUCUUCCUUGUGAUGGAAAGAUUACCAGGGCGCAAUUUGGCUAAUUUUGCUGAUUGCCCAUGUCUGAGAGGGACCAAGUCCGGUUGGCCUUUGCUAAGUCAAUCCGUUGCCAGCGAAUUCUACGCCUUCAGGUUCAUGCAUAAUGACCCUAACCGUCGCAAUCUGAUGUGGGACCCUGAGAAUAAGAAGUGCUACAUAAUAGACCUUGAAGAUGCGUAUCAAAUCAAUGACGAUGAGGAGCCCACCAAGUUCAUGUCUGAGCUCCAUUACCGCGAGUGGGGGAUAGCUGGCCCCGAAAUCAACUGCCACAUGUAUGGUUUGGGUCCAAUGGUCCCGCAUGAUGGCAAGUGCAUUGAGGGCCCCGACGACGAGAUGCUUGAGAAGAUGGCCGCCGAUGCAGCUGUCAAGGAGCUUGUGUUCGGAAAAUAA
This is a messenger RNA of Blastomyces gilchristii SLH14081, 1640 nucleotides long. RefSeq lists its product as uncharacterized. Bases 858 to 1640 code for a protein of 260 amino acids. The record is from RefSeq and is a predicted model, not a curated record. The transcript is spliced from 6 exons. Lineage: Eukaryota; Fungi; Ascomycota; Eurotiomycetes; Onygenales; Ajellomycetaceae.